CAACUAAGGGAGGCGCGACACUCUGGUUUCACAUUAUCAGAGGAAUCGUCUCUAGACAUGCAACUAAAUUAUUCUCAUCUGAACCUACCAUCAGCUUGUGAGUCCUCUGGAAGCAAUGCUGCCUACUUCUCAUGGCCCAAUUCCAGUCGAAUGAAUGAAGCUGCGGAAGAUCGGGAAAACUAUUUCGAGAAUCUUCAGAAAAGGGUACUACUGCCUGAAACACAUGGUCGCUUGCCAACGGGGAAACGAGCAACCACUUUAAUGGAGCUGAUGACCAUUUUGGCAUUUUAUGGCCUGAUGUUGCGCCGUGAGAGCCUCGGCACUGCAGUUGGACUUCGAAUCCGCAAGGGUGCGUUGACAGAUAUACCUGCCAUUCUUGUUUUUGUUUCCCAUAAAGUUCAUAAGAAGCGGCUCGACCACAUCCAGUGUUUUCCAUCUUCCCUCGAGGGACCAGGAGGCGUAUGGUGUGAUGUAGACGUUGUUGAGCUCUCGUUCUUUGGUGCUCCUGCACAAACCCCCAAAGAAGAAGUAUAUAGUGAGCUUGUUGCUGGCUUACGAGGAGGCGAUUCGUGUAUUGGUUCAGGUUCCCAGGUUGCAAGUCAAGAGUCAUUUGGAACAUUGGGUGCAAUAGUAAGGAGCCGUACAGGCAACCGUGGAGUUGGAUUCUUGACAAAUAUGCAUGUAGCGGUUGAUUUUGACUACCCAAAUCAGAAGAUGUUUCAUCCAUUGCCUCCUAGCCUUGGACCUGGGGUGUAUCUGGGAGAAGUGGAAAGGGCAACAUCUUUCGUUAGAGACGAUCUUUGGUAUGGCACCUUUGUAGGAACAAACCCAGAGACAUUUGUUCAAGCUGAUGGGGCCUUCGUUGCUUUUGCUGAUAGUUUAGAUAUCUCCAAUGUGACUACGACUGUGAAGGGUGUAGGCGAGAUUGGGGAUGUUAAAAUUAUAGAUUUGCGAUCUCCCAUCAACAGCCUCAUUGGGAAGAAAGUGGUGAAGGUUGGAAGAAGCUCCGGCUUGACUAGUGGGACGAUAGUCGCCUAUGCACAUGAUUACGAUGAUAAGAGGGGUAUCUGCUUCUUCACUGAUUUUCUUGUUGUGGGUGAUAACCAACAAGCCUUUCAUCUUGAAGGGGAUAGUGGGAGUCUCAUCCUUUUAACAGGAGAGAAAGAUGAGAAGCCGAGGCCCAUUGGGAUCAUAUGGGGUGGAACAGGAAAUCAUGGGCAAAUGAAGCUGAAAGUUGGCCAACCUCCUGAGAAUUGGACUAGUGGAGUUGAUCUUGGUCGUCUUCUUAAUCUUCUUGAACUCGAUCUGAUAACAACCAGUGAAAGACUUCGAGAAGCAGUGCAAGAGCAAAGAAGUGCAUCAGCAGCAUUUGCAGAUUCCAUGGGUGGAAAGUCUGCUUUCGCAGAAAGAACAUUAUCUAAGCUGCCUCUGGGUUUGACCUCGAACAAUUCCCAACUGAAGAUUGCACCUGUUUAGGGGAGAACCUGUGCAUAAUGAGUUCCAUUAUGCACAAGAAAGUGACUCAAGACAGUACUGCACCGAGGAAUGGCUCGGAUGAAGACCUCUCUUUUCUUUUGUUGUUGAAUGAUCAAUGAGUUCAGGUGAGCUGCUCUUACCAAGAGCUAAGUGCCGUAGAGAGUAUAAAUUCUGAACGUAAGUAGCCAGACUUUAUAAAUUGAUCAGAGAGUUGGCGCGACAGUGUUGGCC
Papaver somniferum (opium poppy) is the source of this 1707-nucleotide messenger RNA. RefSeq lists its product as uncharacterized. Lineage: Eukaryota; Viridiplantae; Streptophyta; Magnoliopsida; Ranunculales; Papaveraceae. The coding region runs from base 58 to 1476 and encodes 472 amino acids. The transcript has 5 exons. The record is from RefSeq and is a predicted model, not a curated record.